AUGCAUCUUGCUUCAAUUACUGGCGCUGCUAUCUUGUUGAUGGCUUCAUUCAUUGAAGCUGCACCUGCUUUAUCAAAGGCUACUGAUUCCAAAGUCACUCGCAUUCCCGGUCUUGAAAAGAUUAAGCAUGUUGUUUAUUUCAUGCAGGAAAAUCGUUCUUUUGACAACUAUUAUGGUACCAUGUCAGGUGUUCGUGGUUUUACUGAUCCUAACAUCGGUAUACAGUCUAAUGGUUUGAAUCUACUGUAUCAACCUUGUUCCAAAAGCACUGAUAUUAAGAAUGGCACCAAGUAUCUCUUACCUUUUCAAUUUAAAGGAAAGCGAGCAGGUUGUACUGCUGGUGGCUCUAAUGGCUGGACUGCUAACCACAAUGCAUUGAACAAUGGUAAAAACAACAACUGGCCAGAUGGUAACUCCCCCAAUUCUAUGGGCUACUUGAACCGAACUCAAAUUCCAUUCCUUUACAGCCUUGCUGAUGAAUUCACUAUUGCUGAUAUGUAUUUCCAAUCUGUGAUUGGUUCUACUGAUCCUAAUCGUGCUGUCUGGGUGUCUGGUACUAAUCAUGGUCCUCCCAAUAACUUUGUGAUGGAAGACAAUUCUCAAAAUAUACGCUAUGAAUGGCAAACCUAUCCCGAGGUCUUGACUGCAGCUAACGUAACAUGGCAGGUGUAUCAAGACAAAGACAAUUUUGAUGACAAUGCUUUGGCUUGGUUCAAGUACUGGAGAGAUCUUCCUGACGGCCCAGAAAAAACCAAAGGUCUUGGAUUUUUAGGUCUUGAUGCGUUUUACAAAGCUGCCAAGGAAGGUACUCUUCCACAAUUCAGUAUCAUUGUUGGCCCGAGAGAACUCUCUGAACAUCCUACCAAUACUCCUUUGGCUGGUUCCUGGCUUCAACAACAAGUAGUGAAUGCUGUCACUCACGGUGCUAACUGGAAAGAAACUGCUCUCUUUAUCAACUAUGAUGAAUCUGGAGGUUACUUUGACCAUGUCAUUCCACCACAAGCCCCUGCCAAUGAAUGGGUAACAGACAAGUUUGUAGGCGGAAAGGUGCCUAUUGGUUUUGGUCCUCGUGUUCCUAUGGUUAUUAUCUCCCCUUAUACUCGUGGUGGUAACGUAUUUAGUGAAACGUCAGAUCAUACAUCUACACUAAAGUUUAUGGAAGAAUGGGUCGGCAAAAACGGCAAUGGUCAAUAUAUUGCUCCUGCCAAUAAUAUUUCGCCUUGGGCUCGCAAGACAGCAUCUAACCUUAUCAAUGCUUUUGACUUUGACAAUCCUGACUUCUCUAUUCCUGAAUUCGCUCCUGUCCAAAAGCCUGCUCAAAUCCUUGGUGUCUGGGAUUCGACUGAGAUGUGUGAAGCACUUAUUCUUGAGCCCAAGACAACCCCUCCUUAUGGUAAACAAGUCUAUCCUGUUGUCGAAGCUGGUUCUCGUCGAAUUCGUGGUGCUGUUACUGAGGGUCGUAAAUUAGCAUUCAAGACAAUAGACGGUCAAGUCAUUCAGUUCUCUUCUACUGCUAAACAACUCAAGGCUGUUCAGACAAAGAACACUUUUGCAAAAGAAUCUCUUUUCAAGUUGCUUCCAACCGGCGACAGCAGCCAAUUCAAGGUUCAAAGCGUUGCUGAUCCCAACACUUGCCUCAACAUUUGGGGUAACGGCCUUGAGUUAGGUGAAUGUAAAGGCACUGUUUGGUACUUUGAACAACAUGGAAGUCAUCAUCAUAUUCGCGAGGCCGGUAGUGAUGGUUAUCUUUCUGUUAGUGCCUCAGGAACAGUUUCUCUAGAGAAAGAUCAUCAAACACAUUAUGAAAUUUAUUCUGUUACUGAAUAA
Gilbertella persicaria is the source of this 1827-nucleotide messenger RNA. Its product is annotated as phosphoesterase family-domain-containing protein. The transcript has 2 exons. NCBI's taxonomy places the organism in Eukaryota, Fungi, Mucoromycota, Mucoromycetes, Mucorales, Choanephoraceae. Gene Ontology annotation, molecular function: hydrolase activity, acting on ester bonds. The record is from RefSeq and is a predicted model, not a curated record. Bases 1 to 1827 code for a protein of 608 amino acids.